Messenger RNA from Microtus ochrogaster (prairie vole), 2316 nucleotides. RefSeq lists its product as uncharacterized. NCBI's taxonomy places the organism in Eukaryota, Metazoa, Chordata, Mammalia, Rodentia, Cricetidae. The record is from RefSeq and is a predicted model, not a curated record.
AUGGGACAAACCCUAACCACCCCACUGAGCCUUACUUUAGACCACUGGCCUGACGUCCGUGCCCGAGCCGACAACCUGUCAGUCGAUGUUCGAAAGAAGAAAUGGGUGAUCUUUUGUUCGUCCAAGUGGCCUACUGUUGGGGCAGAAUGGCCAAGAGAUGGCACUUUCAAUCUCAAUAUUAUUUCCCAGGUUAAGGCAAAAGUGUUCAGCCCGGGACCACAUGGACACCCGGACCAACGCGCCUACAUUGUUACCUGGGAAAGUUUGGCACGUGACCCUCCCCUAUGGGUCCAGCCCUUUGUCAUCUCUAAGAAACCCCAACCUCCUCUUACCCCUACAGCCCCUAAGGCUCCCCCUCCUCUGGAGAGCCAACCGCUUGUGCCUCUUCCUCCUGCACCUUCCCCUGCCCCAUCCUCCUCUUCCCUAUACCCCACCAUUCUUAAGGAUAAGGUUCCCAAAGAAAAACCUCCAAACCCUACCCCUGAGCCCCCUCCCGUCCUUUCUCUGAACCCUGACUCUCCCCUCACUGACCUUCUAUCAGAAGAACCCCCUCCUUAUGCAGAUCCAGAGGAUCCAGAGAGUCCGGAUGGGCCAGAGACUGCAGCGGUGGGUGGACAGCCUGCACAAGUCUCCACAGCCCCUUCACCCAUGGCUGGAAGACUCCGGGGAAGAGAGGACCCAAAUGGCCGACAGCAAUGCUGGCCAUUCUCUGCCUCAGAUCUAUACUAUUGGAAACACCAUAACCCCCCAUUCUCCAAAGAUCCAAUAACGCUGACUAACCUGAUUGAGUCUAUUUUAGUCACCCACCAGCCCACUUGGGAUGAUUGCCAGCAACUCUUGCAAGCCCUACUGACCUCGGAGGAAAAGCAAAGAGUCUUUUUGGAGGCUCGGAAAAACGUCCCAGGUGACAACGGUAGCCCAACCCUUUUGCCUAACGAAAUUGACGAGGCCUUCCCUCUGACGCGACCUGACUGGGAUUUCACCACGGCUGCAGGUAGGGGACACCUACGCCUCUAUCGCAAGUUGCUAAUCGUGGGUCUCUGAGGGACAGCAUAUCGCCCCACCAAUUUGGCCCAGGUUAAGCAAGUAAUACAGGGAAAUGAAGAGACGCCCUCAGCCUUCUUAGAAAGGUUCAAGGACGCUUAUAGGAUGUAUAACCCCUAUGACCCUGAAGAUCUACGGCAAGCCACAAGUGUAUCCAUGUCUUUCAUUUGGCGGUCUAGUCUGGAUAUUAGUAGCAAAUUGCAGAGGCUUGAGGGUCUGCAGGGAUGUACUAUACAAGACUUACUAAAAGAGGCAGAGAAGAUUUUCAAUAAGAGAGAGACUCCAGAAGAAAAAGAGGAAAGAUUAUGGCAGAGAAUGAAAGAUCGGGAGGAUGAAAGAGACAAGAGGAGAAACAAGGAAUUAACUAGGGUGUUGGCCACCGUGGUUCAGGGACAGAAUAGAGAGGGAGACAGGAAGGGAGAACGACUUAGGGCCAAGGUGGACAGAGACCAAUGCGCGUAUUGUAAAGAACGAGGACACUGGAUUAAGGAUUGCCCCAGGAGGAACAAAGGACCUAGGAAGCCCAGGCCGCAAACCUCCCUCCUCACCUUAGAGGAUUAGGGAACUCAGGGCCAGGAGCCCCCCAAGCCCAGGAUAACUCUUGAUGUCGGGGGGCAACCAGUCACCUUCCUAGUAGAUACUGGGGCCCAGCAUUCAGUCCUGAUCCAGACUUCAGGGCCACUCAGCGAACGAUCUGCUUGGGUCCAAGGAGCCACUGGUGGCAAGAGAUAUCGAUGGACAACUAAUGGGAAGGUUCAGCUGGCUACUGGUAAGGUGACGCAUUCCUUUCUGCAUGUUCCGGACUGUCCCUAUCCCUUGUUGGACAGGGACCUCCUCACCAAGCUAAGGGCCAAAAUUCAUCUUGAGGACACAGGGGCUAAGAUAACGGGCCCAGAUGGAGGUCUCCUCCAAAUUUUGACCCUCCAGCUGGAGGAUGAAUAUAGACUUUACAAGCCCCCGGGACAUUUAACGCCUUGCAUCCUGAAUGCAAAUCCACAUUCCCUGAGAGUGGACAUUGAAGGUCUGUCUCCCGAGAACAGACUAGAUACUCUGACUUUCAGAAUGCUUUGCCAUCCCGAGAGCAAAGCCUCAUCUUUGAGAGUAGAGAACAAAAAGCCUGGUCUCCCGAGACUCAGUCACCCAAAAGCCAAGUCCAAGGCCCUACCAGAUACCAGCCUGGAACAUCAGGACCUUAUCUCCCAAGCACAGACUACUGGGUCAAGAGUCGAUCUACACUACCCAGCCCCCAGUGCAGACAAGAACCCAGCCUGA